Messenger RNA from Zootoca vivipara (common lizard), 5462 nucleotides. It is a transcript of the gene IBTK, whose product is annotated as inhibitor of Bruton tyrosine kinase. Gene Ontology annotation, cellular component: nucleoplasm; cytoplasm. Gene Ontology annotation, molecular function: protein tyrosine kinase inhibitor activity; protein kinase binding. NCBI's taxonomy places the organism in Eukaryota, Metazoa, Chordata, Lepidosauria, Squamata, Lacertidae. Gene Ontology annotation, biological process: negative regulation of protein phosphorylation. The record is from RefSeq and is a predicted model, not a curated record.
CUGUACUCAACCUGCCCUGCUCCGUCUCCUCCUGAGAGGGUUUGCAACCGUGGCCGAUUCCUUCCCUGGCUGCUGCCUUGGGCUCCGCUCUCUCCCCUCCGCCGUCAGUCGCCCUGGCUCGGCCCGGAGCCCUUCGGAGACACUGAGGAUGAGCUUCCCCGUCCCCCAGCGCGUGUCCUCUUGCGACUGUCCCAGCCCAUUCAUCUAGCGACUGAUCUCCCUUGCAAUUAUGGAUAUCUGAAAGAACUAGCCAGUGUGGAGGGGGAAUCCCCCUCCUCACACCUUUAUUGCCUUUUGGAAACUUUUUCUUCCUCAACUAUAUGGUAUUUUGUAGAUAAAGAAAUGAACUCUUGAAUUUAUAUUGAUGAAAAUAUUUAUUUUUUUAAGUGCCAAGCCUUAACAGCACAAUAAUUCCCAUGGCAGCUUUCUGCAACUGAAUAAAGACUGUUCCUGAAAAUCAUGAUUUUCUUGUGAAGAAGGGGCACAAAGCAGAGUUCCCUUGUCUGUGUUUUACAGGGGUUUCUCUUGUACAGUAGAGUAGUGCAGUAAAGCGUAAGAUGACUUCUUUGAUGCCUGACUGUACUUUGAAGUGUCGAUCACUGCAGCAUGCUUUGGAUAUUGUUUCUGUCAUAACUCAAGGGAGUGAAGGCCAAAUCAAGGCCUUCCUCACUUCUCACUGCUACAAUGCCGCAACAAGCAAGGAUAUCUUUGGCAGGAACGCCCUUCAUCUUGCCUCUUCCUGUGGUAAGAAAGGGGUGCUAGACUGGCUGAUAGAAACAAAUGGAGUGGAUUUGUUGGCAAAAGACAAGGAGUCUGGAUGGACAGCUUUACACCGUGGCAUUUUCUAUGGUCAUAUAGACUGUGCGUGGUCGCUACUGAAGCAUGGUGUGAACUUGUAUAUGCAGGACAAAGAAGGCUUGUCUGCUUUGGAUCUUGUAAUGAAGGACAGACCAGCCCAUGUCAUUUUUAAGAAUACAGAUCCCACAGAUGUCUACACCUGGGGAAACAAUAUAAAUUUUACUUUGGGACAUGGUGGUCAACAGAGUAAAUAUCAUCCUGAGCUGGUGGAUCUCUUUCCUAGGAAUGGUGUUUAUGUUAAACAGGUGGUGCUCUGUAAAUUUCACUCCGUGUUUCUUUCCCAAAAAGGACAAGUAUACACAUGUGGACAUGGUCAAGGAGGACGCUUGGGUCAUGGUGAUGAACAGACUUGCUUGAUUCCCAGACUUGUGGAAAGCUUGAUGGGUCACCACUGUUCUCAGGUGGCAGCAGCUAAAGAUCAUACACUUGUUUUAACAGAAGAUGGAUGUGUGUAUACAUUUGGCCUGAAUACUUUUCAUCAGCUGGGUGUUCUUCCUCCUCCCUCUAACUGCAAUGUUCCCAGACAGGUUCAAGCAAAAAAUCUUAAAGGCAGAACAGUGAUUGGUGUGGCUGCAGGCAGGUUCCAUACUGUUCUAUGGACCAAAGAAGCCGUAUACACAAUAGGGCUGAAUGGCGGACAACUAGGAUACUUGCUAGAUCCUAACGGAGAGAAGUGUGUAACUUCACCUCGCCAAGUCUCUGCUCUGCAUCACAAAGACAUUACUAUCUCCUUUGUUGCUGCAAGUGAUGGUGCCACAGUUUGUGUUACUGAAAGAGGAGAUAUCUAUUUGCUCACCGACUACCAAUGCAAGAAGAUUGCUUCCAAGCAACUAAAUCUAAAGAAGGUUCUUGUUAGUGGAGGCUACCUGGACUACAGAGUGGCUCCUGAACACCUUAAGGAAAAUGGAGGCCAGAGGAUUUGUAUCCUUGCACUGGACCAAGCGGGAAGAGUGUUUUGCUGGAAAUCUGCCAACAAUCCUUUGAAGCAGUGCCGAUGGGUGUAUGGCCGCCAAGUCUACAUGUCUGAUAUUUCUUUAAAUAGGAAUGAAAUUAUGUUUGUUACGCAGGAUGGCGAAGCUUUCAAAGGAAAGUGGAUGGAGGGGAACAAAAAUUCGGAGAAGAAAGCAGAGAUUGUGACAAAUGUUCAGAAUUCCUCAACCGAGGUCUCAUCUUGCGAUACAAACAACAUAUAUGAACGAAUACGACUUGAGAAGCUUGCUUUUGUUCACAGAGCUGUUAAUGUGACUACUGAUCCUAACGGGUGCAACUUUGCUGUUUUACAGUCAGAUCCUAAAACAAGUUUGUAUGAAAUCCCAAGUGUCUCAACUUCUAGUUUUUCUGAGGAUUUUGGCAAAUUGUUGGGAGAAGCAGAAAUUACGGACAGCAUCCAUGAUGUGACUUUUCAAGUUGGCUCCAGGACUUUCCCUGUGCACAAGUACAUUUUGGCAACACGCUCUGACUUCUUCCGGAAGCUCUUUGAAUUGGGUCACAAUUGGAUAGAUUCUGCUGAUAUUUAUCGUAAAGAUGAAGAUGCUGUUGGCUGUGAUCUCUUUGUGAUAGAAAAACUUCACCCAGAUUUGUUUAUGUACAUUCUGCAGUACAUUUACACAGAUACAUGUGAUCUCCUCAUUCAUGGUCACAGGCUCAAAGCGGUGUACAAAGAAAAAAUGGAAGAGAAUGAAAACACCUUAAUUACAAACUUGAAUAAAAUAACUAUCAAUGGAGAUGUUAAUAAGAAGUCUGCGUUUGAGGUUUACAGAAGUAACCAAGUAUACAUGGGAAAUGAGAAACAGAAGAGCAAACCAAAAUCCGCUUCUAAGAAAUGUAAGAGUGUUGGGGAAGAAGUGAAUCUCAUAAAAAUGUUGCAAGUUGCUGCAAAGAAAUUUGGAAUUGGGAGCUUAAGUUCAAGGCUAGAUGGAGUCAGAAUAGAAAAUGGAAGAAUAAACAUUGCCAACAGAAAAACUGGCAACAAGCCAAAGCUAAACCAGAAAAAAUGCUCGUACCUCUGCGAUGUGACCAUGAAAUCUGUAGAUGGAAAAGAAUUCCCAUGUCACAAAUGUGUGCUUUGCGCAAGACUUGACUAUUUUCACAGCAUGCUGAGCAGCUCCUGGAUUGAGGCAUCAUGUUGUGCUGCUCUGGAAAUGCCAUUCCCCUCUGACAUCCUGCAGGUCAUCCUGGAUUAUAUUUACACUGAUGAAGCUGUUAUAGUAAAAGAAUCUCAAAAUGUGGAAUUCAUCUGCAAUAUUCUUGUGGUAGCAGAUCAGCUCCUUACGUUACGACUGAAAGAAAUCUGUGAAGUAGCCAUUACCGAAAAACUUACUUUGAAGAAUGCUGCUGAGCUUCUGGAGUUUGCAGCUAUGUACAACGCUGAGCAAUUGAAACAAUCUUGCUUGCAAUUCAUCGUUCUAAACAUGGCAGCUAUACUUGAAACAAGGGCUCUAGAUGUUUUAAGUGAUGACGUUUUGAAGGACCUUUCCGUUUCCUACAGAAAAAUGAUUCCUGCUAUGGUCAGAAGGGUAAUUACUCCAUACCAAGAUGGCCCUGAUAUUAGUUCCUUGGAGCCUGAGGAAGGAGAAACCUUUGUCUUCCUGAAAGAAGAGUUGAGUGCAGAGCAAACUACUCAGGAAGCUCUUUUCAAAAAAGCAAAAGCAAAGGCAAAGAAGAAGCCACGAAAACGGUCAGACAGCUCAGGAGGGUAUAAUCUUUCUGAUAUUAUUCAGAGCCCACCCUCUACAGGGAUACUGAAACUAGAUAAAACCAACUCUAUUGAAUCCCUUCCUGAAAUGCUGACCUCGGAUUCUGAAGGUAGCUAUGUAGGAGUGAAUAGCCCCAGAGAGUUGCAGUCCCCUGACUUCACAGCAGGAUUCAAUGCAGAUAAAGUUGAGGUAAAAGAGAAAAUGUGUGUUUCCAGUGCACACGUUCCAAAUGCUAAAAAAGAGGUGAAAAUACCCGAGAGAACAUCGUUGCAAAAAAUAUCUCUUCCACAGUGCAUUCCUAACAACAAAAACACCUCCGCAAGCUCUUCCAACUGGGUUAUCAGCUCUUUUAGUCCUGCCAGCCCCCCUGCUAUGGAUUUAAGAACUAUUAUGGAAAUUGAAGAAAACAUGCAAAAAUGUGGAAGCAUGCCAAAGAUAAAUUCAGGUAGACCCACUUCUCAUGGAAGUAAGCUUUCUCAGAAGCAAAGGAAACUGAUUGCUAUGGCUGCUAAGGAUAACAGCCCAGAGGCAGCCAUGCCACCAACACCCCAAAAUGCUGCAAAACCAGGGAAUGUGUGGGCUUCUUCAUUGCAAUCUGCUUCGCCAAAGUCAUUCCGUAAUCUCUUGGAGGAUGGGAAAAGAACAGUUGGUGCCAGUUCUGGAAAACAUUGUGCUAAAGUGAUGGAAGAUGCACAAGAUCAAAAAUCUCUGAGAUGCUCAUCUGGGGCUGAAUAUCAACAUUUUAAUGAACGAACACUGUCAGAAAAUCAGAACCCUUGGUUAGCAGCAUCCUUUAUGCGUCCAGUUGUAGCAACAACUAUCACAUUUGCAGAAAUUGUAGAGGAAGAACUCCAGCAAGAAGCUGCUCUCAUCCGGAGUAGAGAGAAACCUUUAGCUUUGAUCCAGAUAGAGGAACGUGCUAUCCAGGACCUGUUAAUCCACUAUCAAGCAGUUGGCAACCCUGAUGAGUUUGUUGUGGUCGAAAGGUCUCCACAAGGGCCAAUAGCAGCUCCAAUGUGGAACAAGCAUUGAUCUGGACUAAUCUUGGAUUUUAUGAAGAUGUAUGCCCUAAGAUUAAGGAUAGUAACGUGUGUCCAUCUCUUUUCAACAUAGUAUCUGCUUUGAAAAUGUAUCUUCCUUGUCCGACUGCAUUACUAAUUGUUCAUAUUAUGAAGAUGGAGAAUGAAGUCUGCAUAUACUUGAAACCAAGUAUAUCUAGUUUAAGUAUGAGCUUACCCUUUUAGUAAUUAGCAAAAGGUGCAAAGCCAAGUGUUUUUUCUCCAGUUAACAACAGCUGAACUGUCAUUAUCAUGCAUACAUGUUGAAUUAAUGCAACUGAAUGAUCAGCCAUAAUACCACAAAUUUUGAUUUCCUAAAUUUUGUUGCUGUUUGUGUAAUAAGAGAAAAAGAAAGAAAAUGCUGUCUGUUGAAGCAAUGGUAUCCAGUGUCUGAUAUGUUUCGGUGCCUCAUUCUUGCUCUUCUGGACAAUGCUCCUUGCCAUCUUGCCUUAUACAAAUAAGUCUUUACUUGAUAGGUAUUUUGUGCUGGUUUAAGUAGGUAUUCAAAUUCUUCUGAGACUGCCCUUAUAAUAAUGCAGACUUUACUGUUCUGGGAGUCCAGAUCAAAUAGAAAAAAGGCACAUUUUGGCUUGUAUGGCAAAAAGUGGGAUGGGGUAGGUAGCAGCAUGCUAAACUGCAAAAUGUUUCCAGAAAAGCACAUGCUAUUAAUUAGGCAUUAAAACUAUUCAUACAAAUGAGCAUUGCAUUUUGACCAUUUUCACUUGUAACAGAUGCAUUGGUACUCUGUGUUCAAAACCCUAUGCCUGAUUGUGGAUGAUUUUUCCUGUCAUUGGAAAGUCUUAUAAAAGAUUGUUUGUUAACUCUAAUAAAAGUGCUGUUGGUCCAAUCA